AUAUUUCAACCCAUUUAUCCAAUAUGGCGCUGCGGAGAAUCACAGUUGUUGCCCAGGCAUUAAAAAAUUGUCAUAUUCAGAAGACAUGUACGCCGAAAUGUACACAGCAGUUACCUGGUAUUUCAAGAGCAAAUGUUUCACCAUUGCUACAUCGCUGUUUGUCAACCAAUGACUUUUCAGAGGAAGAUCUGGCAAGAGACGCGGCUAGACGAAGCAGCCGGGACAAACCCAAUAUCUUCCAGAAGAUUAUAGACGGAGAAAUAAAAGCAGAUAUCAUCUAUGAAGAUGACAAGUGUAUCUCAUUUCGAGAUGUCAAUCCAGUUGCGCCAACUCAUAUUAUUGUCAUCCCGAGAAAGCCAAUCCCCUGUUUGAGUGAAGCAGCGGAUGAAGAUACACCAUUACUGGGUCACCUUCUCACUGUGGCACGUAAAAUAGCUGCAACAGAAGAGUUGAAAGAAGGCUUCAGAAUCGUUAUGAAUGAUGGUCGCCAUGGUGCUCAGUCAAUUUAUCAUCUCCAUGUCCACAUCAUUGGUGGAAGACAAAUGCGAUGGCCACCAGGCUAGGCUAGGACUAAGACCGUGAUCGAUGAUGGGGUGUCCACCAGGCUAGGAAAACAAUCACAGUGUGAUAUUGUCCAUUAUGCCCAUUCAUAAAACUGCAAAGCAGUUAUAAAGUUUCGAGUACAAAAGUUAAACAUGCUACUUGUCAAUUUUCGUACAGUCAAUUCAGUGGAAUUUAAUUUUAAAAGUCAUCAUUUGGAAAAAAGUACUGGCAAGGCAAACUAGUGUUUGUAAAAUCUUGCCACGGUAGAUAUAUAUAUAAGAUAGAAUUUGAAGUACAAUUAUCAAACAAUUAUUUUCAGUGCUUAAAAAGCAACUUUUGUUCCAAUAAUAAUAAAAAUAAUAAACCGUAUUUAUAUAGCGCAUAUCACUAAAACAAAGUCCCUAUGCGCUUUAAGGAAAACAAAAUAAAGGAAGAAUGAACCAUCAAAGAAAGUUACUGAAAAGCAUUGAAAAGAUGAGUUUUAAGGCGUUUUUUUUAAUGUGUCAACUGUGGAAGCAUCCUUGACAGACUCGGGUAAGCCAUUCCACAGUUCAGCUGCAGCUACUUGGAAAGAGUGAGCACCAUAAGAUUUUGUAACGGGUGGAAAUGACGAGAAGAGACUUUGACUUAGAGCGUAAAUUUCUCGAAGGAAUGUAUUUGUGAACUAGGUCCUGGAGAUAAAUCGGGGCUGUGCCUUGCAAACAUUGAAAAGUUAAAAGGAGAAUUUUGAAUUUAAUUCUAGCUAGUCAACUAGAAUUUUAUUCUAGCUAGUCAACUUUUGAAAAGAGUAUAGUACUGCUAGUAGUACAAACAAAGAAAUGUUUGGGCCUAGCCACCACUAAGUAGUACACCAUAAAACAGAACAGACAAUCUGUUGUGUUUCAGUUUUUGUUUAGUUAGAGGGUCUUGUUAAUUUUAGUUCAUUCAUACUUUUCUUGCAUUUAUUUUGGGUGCCCUACUUUUGUGUGGUAGUUCAGUAAAACAAAAAGGGAUAAAUUUUGUUGGGAUAAAAAAUAUAUGAAUUUUUUGAGUAAAUUUCCAUUAUCCAUCCAGGUUGAUCAAUUAAAACGGUAUGUAAAGUAAAAGUUUAAAUUAUAAUACCAGUCAAAGAGCGCACAUAAAUUAUGACCAUUGCAGUAAAAGAACAUGCAUAAUUGGUCCUUGUAAUUAUUGUUUGUUUUUUUCUCUUUCAAUUGUGUUGCCAAAAAUCAAAAUAUUUAUUUAAUUACCUAAUACAUCAUGUAACAUUAAAUAUUUUUCAGGAAGGUUUAAAGUCAAAUCACAAAUUGCUAAACAGGAAGAUGGAAGUCGUCCAGUUGAGAUUGAUGAGUAAUAAACGAUCAUUGUCUGUUUGUUGACC
This is a messenger RNA of Asterias rubens (European starfish), 1903 nucleotides long. RefSeq lists its product as uncharacterized. The transcript is spliced from 5 exons. Gene Ontology annotation, molecular function: hydrolase activity. Gene Ontology annotation, cellular component: mitochondrion; cytoplasm. The coding region runs from base 24 to 563 and encodes 179 amino acids. Lineage: Eukaryota; Metazoa; Echinodermata; Asteroidea; Forcipulatida; Asteriidae. The record is from RefSeq and is a predicted model, not a curated record.